AUGCCAAGUGCCGCAACAAUCGCUCGUGUCCAAGGUUUAAUCAACUCAUCUAAGAUCUUUGUCGCUUCAAAGACAUACUGUCCAUACUGCCAAGCCACUUUGAAAACUUUGUUUGAAGAAAAGAAGGUGGACAAAAAGUUGGCUACUGUUUUGCAAUUGAACCAACUAGAAGAUGGUUCCGAUAUUCAGGAUGCUUUGGCAGAAAUUACCGGCCAAAAGACUGUUCCAAACAUCUUUAUUAAUGGCAAGCACAUCGGUGGUAACUCUGAUUUGCAAGAGUUGAACAACUCCGGUGAUUUGGAUAAGUUGUUGGCUUCCUUAUAA
Messenger RNA from Kluyveromyces lactis, 324 nucleotides. RefSeq names its product dithiol glutaredoxin GRX1 (gene GRX1). The transcript has a single exon. Gene Ontology annotation, biological process: cellular response to oxidative stress. The coding region runs from base 1 to 324 and encodes 107 amino acids. The record is from RefSeq and is a predicted model, not a curated record. NCBI's taxonomy places the organism in Eukaryota, Fungi, Ascomycota, Saccharomycetes, Saccharomycetales, Saccharomycetaceae. Gene Ontology annotation, molecular function: glutathione disulfide oxidoreductase activity. Gene Ontology annotation, cellular component: cytoplasm; nucleus.